This is a messenger RNA of Salvia miltiorrhiza (redroot sage), 1901 nucleotides long. RefSeq names its product inner membrane protein PPF-1, chloroplastic. The record is from RefSeq and is a predicted model, not a curated record. The transcript has 13 exons. The coding region runs from base 137 to 1492 and encodes 451 amino acids. Gene Ontology annotation, biological process: protein localization to chloroplast; protein insertion into membrane; thylakoid membrane organization. Gene Ontology annotation, cellular component: chloroplast thylakoid membrane. Gene Ontology annotation, molecular function: membrane insertase activity. NCBI's taxonomy places the organism in Eukaryota, Viridiplantae, Streptophyta, Magnoliopsida, Lamiales, Lamiaceae.
CCAACGCCUACCCCAUCCGUCCUCCACAAUUUUGUUGGCCCCCAAAACAUAUCCUUUCGUGACCCGAAAAACUCUUCUUCUUCACAAAAACUAAAUUUGGGGGAAACUCAAUUUCCGUGACCUCUCCAUAUUCUCCAUGGCGAGGACCCUGAUUUCCUCCCCGUCUUUCUUCGGAACUCGCCUGCCCUCGCUUUCCCGCCAUGGGCUUGUUCCCUCCAGCAGGCGCAUCAGCACUGGAGUGAAGUUCAGCCUCCACCAGCUGCCGCCUAUCGAUCACGCUGUUCAUUUCGGUGCGAUUCUUCAGAGAGCUGAGAGCUUGCUCUACACGCUUGCUGAUGCUGCCGUCGCCGUGGACGGUGGCGCUGGGCCGUCCGACUCUGCUGCUACUGCCGCCCAGAAGAGCGGAGGGUGGUUCGGAUUUAUUUCGGACGCCAUGGAAGUUGUGCUCAAGGUACUUAAGGAUGGGCUUGCAACUGUUCAUGUUCCAUACGCAUAUGGGUUUGCCAUAAUAUUGCUCACCGUUUUUGUUAAAGUUGCCACACUACCUUUGACCAAGCAACAGGUUGAGUCCACACUAGCAAUGCAGAAUCUUCAACCAAAGAUCAAAGCAAUUCAGCAAAGAUAUGCUGGAAAUCAGGAAAGAAUACAACUCGAAACUUCUCGUCUAUACAAACAGGCAGGGGUCAAUCCUCUAGCAGGAUGUUUGCCAACCUUGGCUACAAUACCAGUCUGGAUAGGUUUAUAUCAAGCUCUUUCAAAUGUGGCAAAUGAGGGAUUGCUGACCGAAGGGUUCUUUUGGAUUCCUUCUUUGGGAGGUCCCACAACAAUAGCUGCUCGACAAAGUGGAGCAGGAAUUUCCUGGCUGUUCCCAUUUGUGGAUGGACAUCCUCCACUUGGUUGGCAUGACACUGCAGCUUACCUUGUUUUACCUGUUCUUCUAGUUGUAUCACAGUUUGUCUCGAUGGAAAUAAUGAAGCCUCCACAAACAGAUGAUCCAAAUCAAAAGAACACGCUUCUUGUAUUAAAGUUUCUCCCCCUCAUGAUUGGCUACUUUUCGUUGUCUGUUCCAUCUGGAUUGUCAAUAUACUGGUUCACAAAUAAUGUGCUUAGCACAGCACAGCAAGUAUGGCUACGCAAAUUGGGAGGUGCAAAGCCUGCUGUGGCUGAGAACGCCAGUGGGAUAAUCAGUGCAGGACGUGCAAAACGGUCAGGUGCUCAGCCGGAACGAACAGGCGAAAGAUUCAAGCAGCUUAAAGAGGAAGAGAAGAAGCAAAAGCUUAGUGCUCUGCCUGCAGAUGAUGUCCAGGCUUCAGAUCCAGCUGAUCCUGAGUCUGAAGAUGACACAGACAAUGAUACUGAACCGAAGGACAAGGAAGCUCUUGAAGAGGCAUAUGUGUCUAGUAGUGCAAAACCAGUGCCUUCAGGGCCUAGGAGAAGUAAGCGAUCAAAGCGGAAGCGCGCGCACUAUUCUCUUGGCACUAAGACCAAAUAAUAAUUGUCAACCAACUCUAGGUGAAGCCGUAGCUGUUUCUCCAUAUGAAGAAAUUGUUAAAGUGGCAACUGACAGCAAAACCUUAAAAGACAGACACGGAGUAGAUGAGGAGUUUCACAAUCAACUUCACCCAAACGGGCGACUUUUGGCAGCCUCAGUUUGAUUAACUGUAAAUAGGAAUGUCGAUCCAGCCUGAAAUUCAUGGGCCGACUCAAAUAACUCGAUAAAAUUAAAGGAUUAGAGCAUCUCUAAAGGAAACUCUACAAUAGAGUAUACUUCAUUCUAUUGUGGAGUUAAAACGUACAUUUUCUUUAUUUUCAUCUCCAACAAUUGACUCUACAUUUCAUUGUAGAAUAUUUCAAUUCUAUGUUUUCUAUUGUUAAGUUAUUUUAUCAAUUUAAUUAUCAUA